Auanema sp. JU1783 is the source of this 2847-nucleotide messenger RNA. NCBI's taxonomy places the organism in Eukaryota, Metazoa, Nematoda, Chromadorea, Rhabditida, Rhabditidae. The record is from the annotation of a GenBank genome assembly.
AUGGACUCAACGACUCCCGAUGAGUCGGCUCUACUGGCCCAUCAUUAUGAAAUAGGAGAAUUAAUUGAGAGAGGUCCACUAUCUGUAAUCCAUAGGGCUAUUCAUAGAACCACACAGAUUCCUUAUUCUAUUAAAACUAUUGAUAUACAAAGAUAUGAAACAAAUACUGGACUGGGUCGGCAAGAAGUGGAUGCUGAGAUCGAGUUAUGUGCAUCGUUGAAACAUACAUUUAUCUGUGAGCUGAAAGAUGUCAUUACAGGCGAUCAAUCAGUUCAUUUAGUUUUUGAAUAUUUGGAUGGUGCUGAUAUUUGUUUUGAAAUUGUUAAAAGAGCCGGCUCAGGUUUCGUUUACUCUGAGGCUGUCAUUAGUCAUUACAUGAGACAAUUGCUUCAAUCUCUAGAUUAUCUACAUAAUAAUAAUAUAGUUCAUAGAGAUAUUCGACCUCAUAAUAUAAACCUUGCCAGCCCCGACAACUCUGCGCCUCUGAAACUGUGUGGAUUUGGUGUUUCAAUCAAAUUAAAUGAACAGAAACUCAAUUGUAAAGGAGGAAAGGUUGGAGUUCCUCAGUUUAUGGCACCCGAGGUAGUAGAAGGCUUAGAUUAUGGAACGAAGAUAGAUAUGUGGAGUGCAGGAGUAGUGUUGUAUAUUCUUUUAUCAGGAAAAUUGCCUUUCACUGGUUCAACAGAAGAAAUCUAUGAGAAGAUUCGAGAAGGCAGCUAUCAAUGUCAAGCAGGUUCAUGGGCUCUCAUAUCGGGCUCGGUGAAGGAUUUAUUACGAAAAAUGCUCACUAAUGAUCCAAAUGUCCGAAUAUCAGCAAACGAGGCUCUGGAACAUGAAUGGAUAAGAGAUCGAGAACAUUGCGCUCCACGUCGUCAUAUGCAGGACACAGUUGAAAAUAUCAGAAAGUAUAAUGAUAGCAGAAAAUUAAAAUCAUCCAUCUUGGCAGCUGUUAACACAGAUAAAUGGAAAACACUUCAAAAUUCCCCUUCAACCUAUUUGAAUGGAGAUGCUCCAGGAGGAGAUUCAUGUCAUCCAGAUGGAUGCACAAGAGCUGUUGCAAAACCUAUGGCAAAUGACUUAAUAGGAGCUCAUAAGAUUCUAUGCUCCCUGGAUGCGAUCGCUUCACUAUCAGAGCGGAAUACCUCUUUCGCGGAGCCAAAACAAGCCAUUAACGAUAGAAGCUUUGUCUCUCUACUUAACUUGUAUGAUAAGAUAUCUCAGCUCAAAUGCGGACCAGUAACGUCUGAUAUUGAAGCUUCUUCGUUAAAACGAGAUGUUAUUGCGACAAUUGAUUCAUUACUUGGCCCAUCUGCUGAAUCUAUUGAGCUUCGACAGCUUCUAUUAGCCAAUGAUUUAACUUCAUGUCUUCAAGCGCAUGAUGUUAUUGUUUCCGAAGUUUGUGAUGAAGAUCGAACAGCCCAGCCCAAUACUUCAACAACUCCUAAUAACAUUAAUACGACGCCUCCACCUGUUCCUUAUUCAUAUCUCAAUGGAGGGGUAUUACCGCUAGGAGCAAGUAAAGCUGGUACUUCAACAGAAGAAUUCGUUCCGUGUCUUGGAGAAGACGAUGACGACUUAAUGGAUACCGUUUCAAGAGUUCGCUUAGUUCAAUUUCAAAAAGACACAGAAGAGCCGAUGGGCAUUACACUCAAGGUAACAGAAGAUGGAAGAUGCUUUGUUGCUCGAAUAAUGCAUGGAGGAAUGAUUCACAGACAGGCAACUCUACAUGUAGGAGAUGAAAUUCGGGAAAUUAAUGGCAUUUCGGUCGGACAGAGAUCAGUCGAGACACUUCAACAAAUGCUUCGAGAUGCUCGUGGACAAGUCACAUUCAAAAUUGUUCCUUCAUAUCGAUCAGCACCUCCAGCUUGCGAAAUAUUUGUUAGAGCACAAUUUGAUUAUGAUCCAGCUCAAGAUGAUCUAAUUCCCUGUCCUCAGGCUGGUGUUCCAUUUAAGACAGGAGAUAUAUUACAGGUUAUAUCGAAAGAUGAUCAUAACUGGUGGCAAGCCAGAUUCGUUUCUUGUUUCCCAUCCUUAGGUGGAAGUCUUCAAUCUACUUCGGGAGCUCAAGGAGCAAUUGCUGGUUUAAUACCAUCGCCAGAAUUACAAGAAUGGCGGACAGCCUGUUUAGCCAUGGAGAGAGCAAAAGAUCAUUCGCAUUGCAUGUGGUUCAAUCGCAAAAAAAAAUAUUACACAACGAAGUAUUUGCAAAAACAUUCAGCCUUGUUUGAUCAAUUAGAUCUCGUCACAUACGAAGAAGUUAUGCGAUUAUCCCAAUAUCGUCGUAAGACGUUAGUUCUACUGGGAGCACAUGGUGUGGGUCGGAGGCAUAUCAAGAACACGCUGAUUCACCGACAUCCGAAUCGUUUCGCAUAUCCUAUCCCACAUACUACUAGGCCGCCUAGGAAAGAUGAAGUUGAUGGAAAACACUACUUCUUUGUAUCUAAUGACCAAAUGAUGUCUGAUAUUCAGAAUAAUGAAUACCUUGAAUAUGGAACACAUGAAGAGAGUAUGUAUGGAACCAAGCUCGAAACAAUCAGAAACAUACAUAAAAGCGGCAAAAUAGCAAUUUUGGAUGUUGAACCCCAGGCUUUGAAGGUGCUCAGAACAGCAGAGUACUCCCCUUUCGUUGUCUUCAUUGCUGCUCCAAACCUCCAAGGUCUACAAGAUCCGGAUGGCUCAUUAGAGCGGUUAUUACGCGAAUCUGAAAUUCUCAGACAGGCAUUCGGCCAUCUUUUCGACUACAUAAUUGUCAAUAACGAUAUAGAUGAUACAAUAACACAGUUAGAGAGAAUAGUAGAAAAGUUACCUGCCUGUCCACAAUGGUUACCUGUAUCAUGGGUUUAUUAA